Eupeodes corollae is the source of this 1524-nucleotide messenger RNA. RefSeq names its product putative gustatory receptor 28b (gene Gr28b). The record is from RefSeq and is a predicted model, not a curated record. Lineage: Eukaryota; Metazoa; Arthropoda; Insecta; Diptera; Syrphidae. Gene Ontology annotation, cellular component: axon; membrane; neuronal cell body. The transcript is spliced from 4 exons. Gene Ontology annotation, biological process: sensory perception of taste. The coding region runs from base 52 to 1398 and encodes 448 amino acids.
UAGACCACAUCUUAACGAAGAAGACAGUGUCUAUAGAAUACGCUUUGCGGUAUGUCACUGCGAAGUUGGGCCCGUCAGUUUUUCACUGCCAAUCAAUUGCACGAAUGUUUUCAACCGUUAUUUUACGUCACCUACUUCCAAGGUUUAACACCUUUCUACAUCAAACAAGACCCAAAUGGAAUUAAAAGACUCAAAAACUCCGUAUUCGGCUACAUAAAUGCCUUAUUUCAUAUUAUUAUGUAUGGAGCGUGUUAUGCUUUAACGUUGGUAAAUAAUUGUGAAUCUGUGGUGGGAUAUUUUUUUCGAACUCGUGUUUCAUAUGUUGGUGAUUUUAUGCAAGUUUUGAGUGGAUUUAUUGGUGUAACUGUAAUUUAUAUAUCAGCCAUUGUACCAAAACAUCGUCUUGAAAAAGUAUUGACUUUAUAUUGUUUUAUUGAUGAUCAAUUGAAGGAUAUUGGUGUUGAGAUAAAUUAUAGUAAAAUAUAUCGAUAUGCUUAUGGAUUAAUGAUAAGUUUGUUAAUUUUGAAUUCAGUGUAUAUUGUGGGAUGUUUUGAGUUGAUGAAAUCAGUGGAUAUUCGACCAUCUAUGGCGUUGUAUGUGACAUUUGUGCUGCAGCAUUCGGUGCUGUCGGUGGCAAUGUCUUUGUAUAGUUGUGUUACAAGGACGUUGGAGAUGAGGAUCGUGAUGCUAAAUCAGGUUCUCAAAAACUUAUCCAAUCAAUGGGAAAACCGCAAGAUCCGUUCGAUUUCCGCAAAAAGCCGAUCACUAAACUGUCUUGAUUCAUUCUCAAUGUACACAAUUGUCACAAAGAAUCCCUGUGAAAUCAUUCACGAGUCCAUGGAAAUCCAUCAUCUCAUCUGUGAAGCAGCUUCGACAGCUAACAAAUAUUUUACCUAUCAACUGCUCACAAUAAUCUCGAUAGCGUUUUUAAUAAUUGUCUUUGAUGCAUAUUAUGUUUUGGAAACUCUGCUGGGAAAAUCAAAACGUGAAAGUAAAUUUAAAACUGUUGAAUUUGUUACGUUCUUUUCGUGUCAGAUGAUUUUAUAUCUAAUUGCUAUUAUAUCGAUUGUGGAGGGAAGUAAUCGAGCUAUAAAAAAGAGUGAACAAACUGGUGGUAUUGUCCAUGGUCUAUUGAACAAAGCAAAAAGCCCAGAUGUCAAAGAGAAAUUACAACAAUUCUCAAUGCAAUUGAUGCAUUUGAAAAUUAAUUUUACUGCAGCUGGACUUUUUAAUAUUGAUAGGACACUUUAUUUUACGAUAUCUGGAGCACUGACAACUUAUUUGAUAAUUUUACUACAAUUCACUUCAAGCGCACCAAAUGGAUCUGUACCGUGUAGUUUUGGGCAAAAUGGAAAUAUUACAGCUAUUGGCAAUGCAACAAUCGCCCCAAAUAAUUAAAUAUAGUAUAUAUGCAAAGCACACGAAAUUGUCAUCUGAAUUCUCUAUCCAAUUAGUGUCUUAUUUAUCAAAUCAGAAUAAUAAUGUUAUUAUAUAUUUUAAUAAAGUUGCAAAUUUAUUUUCGUA